This is a messenger RNA of Boleophthalmus pectinirostris (great blue-spotted mudskipper), 954 nucleotides long. Its product is annotated as glutathione S-transferase omega-1-like. Gene Ontology annotation, cellular component: cytoplasm. Gene Ontology annotation, biological process: glutathione metabolic process. NCBI's taxonomy places the organism in Eukaryota, Metazoa, Chordata, Actinopteri, Gobiiformes, Gobiidae. The transcript is spliced from 6 exons. The record is from RefSeq and is a predicted model, not a curated record. Gene Ontology annotation, molecular function: glutathione dehydrogenase (ascorbate) activity; glutathione transferase activity. The coding region runs from base 133 to 855 and encodes 240 amino acids.
AGCGGAAGUAAAGGACUCUUACAAAAGACAAAGGUGCCUUAUAAAAACGUCUGCUUCGGUCUUUUCCAUUUACUUCUGUUUAAAUUAUUUCAUUUUUACAUUAUUAGUUACAUUGGGCCAAAAGCAGCAGAAAUGGUCACAGAGAAGUGUUUCGCUAAAGGAAGUCCUGCCCCUGGUCCAGUGCCCAAAGGCCACAUUAGACUGUACAGCAUGAGGUUCUGCCCAUUUGCCCAAAGGACAAGGCUGGUGCUCAAUGCUAAGGGCAUUAAGUAUGAAACCAUUAACAUCCACCUGAAGGAAAAACCGGAAUGGUUUCUGGAGAGGAACCCUCUUGGACUUGUGCCUGCUAUUGAGACCGAGACUGGUGAGGUGGUGUACGAGUCUCCCAUCACCUGUGACUACCUGGAUGAGGUCUACCCCCAGAACAAACUGCUUCCUUCAACUCCUUUUGGAAAGGCUAAGCAGAAGAUGAUGCUGGAGUAUUUCUCCAAGGUUAUUCCUUGUUUCUACAAAAUUGUUACAGCAAAGAAAAAUGGUGAAGAUGUGUCUGGACCAGUCGAUGAACUGACAGAAAAGUUUGAUAAAAUGGAUAAGAGUCUGGUUAAAAAGAAGACCAAAUUCUUUGGUGGUGACUCCAUUACAAUGAUUGAUUACAUGAUUUGGCCGUGGUUUGAAAGACUUGAGUCCUUUGAUCUCAAACAUCUCCUGGACAGUACUCCUGAGCUAAAACAGUGGUAUGGCCGAAUGUGUGAAGAUCCUGCGGUCAAAGCUAGUGCACACAGCACCGACGCCCACAAGGCAUUUUUCAAGUCUGCAUUUAUUGAUGGCAAACCAGACUAUGACUAUGGCCUGUAAACUCUGUGGUCUACUUGAAAACCCAUUCGCUUCUAUCAGUUGUUUUUGACAGCAAGACACUUGACUUGAGCUAUUUUUAAUAAAAAUGUAAAACACUGA